Molecule: messenger RNA, 765 nt
Organism: Neurospora tetraspora
Lineage: Eukaryota; Fungi; Ascomycota; Sordariomycetes; Sordariales; Sordariaceae
Exons: 2
Coding region: 326-628 (100 amino acids)
Source: RefSeq, a predicted model, not a curated record
GGAGACCGCAUGUUGGAAACGGAUCCCGGCCUCCCGAAUUCGGUCUUCCGCCUUGACCGCUCGCUCGCCCAAGGCAACCGCAUGUAUCCCUACAGCGCAUUUGCAUACAGCAGGCGCGUAUCGACGCCCAUUAUCACCCAGAUACCUAUCUACUGGUGUAUUUCGGCAGGUGUACAGACGGCCAGCGCUCUGCAGCAGUUGGCAGGUAGUAGCAGGUGCAGAAGCAGUGAGGCCUAAACGCAAUGGAAGCAAGGCGGCUGAUUGUUUACUAGCAAUCAUGACCUAAUCAACCACUUGCGAGGCCUGCCUAUCAUGGUCUCCGUUGAUGGCCAAUAUGCUGCAGUCCUGGCCAUGCUACUCUACUUUUGUCAUCUCCCAUCCUGCAAGCUGUCAGUCUUGGGACACACGUUACGGCGCGGUUUGGGCACGGCAAAAGAACGGAACUUUGCGUACAUCCAAAAAGGGCCACUGGUUGUCUUUGAGCGAAUCCUGCAGUCUUCCCGCCCUCUCCUCUCGGACUGGAUGCCACACACUAUACCUACAGCAUACAACCCAGCGAGCCCUCUCAAAUAGUUUCCAAUUUGAGAGGUGGGUGAAUAGCUCUGGAGGCAGUCUAGACCGACUGUAACUGGAGCAAACGAGCCAAGAUGGUGUUGAGGACAAGGUAGCUCUGCCUCGGCUAGCUUGCUAGCCACACUUAGGUAGUGUACCACUGUUAGAUUUUACGGCACGCUUCUGCGGUCCUGUGCGUUCAGUGCCAGCCAG